AGAAAUAAAUAAAAAUGGUUGCACAAGUACAAAAACCAGCACCAAACUUUUGUGCACCCGGCGUCAUCGAUGGUGAACUUGUAGAUAAAAUUUCACUCUCUGACUAUAAAGGAAAAUACGUUGUAUUACUUUGGUAUCCAAUGGAUUUUUCUUUCGUUUGCCCAACAGAAAUUAUUGCAUUUAAUGAUGCUCUUGAUGAGUUUCGUUCUUUGGAUUGUGAGGUGAUUGCAGCCUCUUGUGAUUCUGAAUGGGUUCAUUUUGCUUGGAUCAAUACAGAUCGUAAACAAGGUGGACUUGGACCAGAAACACAACUACCAAUAAUUUCUGAUAAAACAAGACGAAUAGCCAAAGAUUACGGUGUUUAUAUUGAAGAAAUGGGUAUUUCAUUACGUGGAUUGUUUAUUAUUGAUAGAAAUGGUAUUAUUCGUCAAAUUACUAUCAAUGAUUUACCUGUAGGACGAUCUGUGACAGAAACAAUUCGUUUAGUUGAGGCCUUCCAAUUCACUGAUAAGUAUGGUGAAGUAUGUCCAGUCAAUUGGCAAAAAGGAAGUAAGGCGAUCAUACCUGAUAAAGAAAAAGCAAAGGCCUAUUUUGCUGAUGAUGAUUAAAAUAAAAUAAUAAAAAUAAUAAAAAAAAAAAGAAAAAAAGAGAGAGGUGAGAAAGGAGAGGAAUAGAGAGAAGGG
Molecule: messenger RNA, 683 nt
Organism: Cokeromyces recurvatus
Lineage: Eukaryota; Fungi; Mucoromycota; Mucoromycetes; Mucorales; Mucoraceae
Product: thioredoxin peroxidase 1
Exons: 3
Coding region: 15-608 (197 amino acids)
Biological process (GO): response to oxidative stress; cellular response to stress; hydrogen peroxide catabolic process
Cellular component (GO): cytosol
Molecular function (GO): thioredoxin peroxidase activity
Source: RefSeq, a predicted model, not a curated record